Messenger RNA from Neohortaea acidophila, 369 nucleotides. RefSeq lists its product as uncharacterized. The record is from RefSeq and is a predicted model, not a curated record. The transcript has 3 exons. NCBI's taxonomy places the organism in Eukaryota, Fungi, Ascomycota, Dothideomycetes, Mycosphaerellales, Teratosphaeriaceae. The coding region runs from base 1 to 369 and encodes 122 amino acids.
AUGGCUAUCACCGAGAAAGGCGAAGCUGUAGUUACCCAUGACUUGGAGGCUCCGACACCGCCGAAUGAGGGGAUUGGCGAUGCCACACAGCAAGAUGAGAUUGAUAUGCACCGGCUGGGCAGAAAGCCUCAGCUCAAGCGGCAGAGGAAUUUCCACGCCAUUUCCAUCCUCGGUUUGACGAGCAUGACCAUGAUUUCCUGGACCGGUGGAUUCACAGCUCUAGCAUUUACCUACACCAACGGAGGCCGAGCGGUAAUCUCGCAAUUCAUCUUUGGAGACCCAACAGUGCUGACUCCUAACCAAAAUACUAAAAUGCACCGUUAUAAGGGUGGAUUUUCUGCUCACCAAAACAUAUCUCAGAACGGCUAG